AUGUAAUCGCACAUAUCGGCGUCUCCUCGCUAAAAUCCACAGUCGAGGUCGCCAUGUCUCAAGCUGUGUUUCUCGCGCUCGUCCUUACAAUCGGCGCCGCCUGCUACGUUUCGGCGGCCCCCCUGCCUUACCCAGUUGAGGAAGAAUAUGUGCUAGUGCCAUUGGUGCGAGUGCGUCGCCAGUUCUACCCUGGUGGUCAGUUUGGUCGACAGAACUACAACCGUCCUGGGCGUCCGAGCGGCGGCGGCUACAACCGACCCGGUGGUUUUGCUCAGCCCGGAUUCCCCUCAGGAAGCGCCAGCGCUGCUAAUGCUCAGGCCCAGGGCUUCCAGAGUGGUGCUGGUUUUGGGGCCAACCACGCCGGCACAAUGACCCAGGGCUUUGCAUUUGGACCGCAGGGCAUCACCGGCUCUGCUGGACAGGCGUUUUCGCAAAACUAUCAAUUUCCCGGAGGAAUCUCAGCCAGCGUUUCGGGAUCAGGAACCUUCGGCGCUGGGCCUGGAGGCAUCACUCAGGGUGGCGCCAACUCAGUCUCAGUCACCGGCCCCAACGGACAGCCCAUUCCCAUCAGGGGAUAAUUAAUUUAUUCAAAUUUGUCUCGCCAAUGCAAUAAAAUGUACAAAAUAAUGGAGUAAAA
This is a messenger RNA of Neocloeon triangulifer, 637 nucleotides long. RefSeq lists its product as uncharacterized. The transcript is spliced from 2 exons. The coding region runs from base 54 to 578 and encodes 174 amino acids. NCBI's taxonomy places the organism in Eukaryota, Metazoa, Arthropoda, Insecta, Ephemeroptera, Baetidae. The record is from RefSeq and is a predicted model, not a curated record.